Messenger RNA from Athalia rosae (coleseed sawfly), 2953 nucleotides. Its product is annotated as glutamate receptor ionotropic, delta-2. The transcript is spliced from 2 exons. Bases 601 to 2457 code for a protein of 618 amino acids. Lineage: Eukaryota; Metazoa; Arthropoda; Insecta; Hymenoptera; Athaliidae. The record is from RefSeq and is a predicted model, not a curated record.
UAUAUGCGAGUAUAUGCGAUUACCCUCCGCGGCUCGUCGAAGGAUAAAGUUCGUUUCGAGGGCGAUUAUUUGCCUGUUUUCAAACACACCCGUUGGGUUGGGUGGGACGCCGAGAUUUUCCCUCAACGACAACAACAACAACAACGACUCGACGGACUCUCAGCUACACCUCCAACAAAUGACACGACAGUUGACAAACAUUUCAAUUUCCGAUCGACGCCGCGAAUUAAGUUCACCACUUGCGCACGUGAUGUGCCGCAAGUCGAUCAUUUUUCAUCCUGUAUUUACCUUGUAAUCGAAAACUCCGAGCUCUAACGUCGCUGCUUACUGACUCGCUCUCAACGUUUGAUUAAUCGACGGAAUUACAUUCAUUUCGUUCGCCGUUUGAACCGACGACUCGAGCGACAGCCCCAAGGAUCGUUCGAGUGUACCGGAUUUGUUUGUUCGCUGGUCAAACGAGCAUACCUCGUGGUUCGAUCGAUCGGACUUUACUCUGGAAUGAUUUUACCGAGCCCUCCAAAUUCACCCGUCAGUCCGACGGAUGUACUCGCAUCGGUUCGAUUCCCGAAGUCAUAAGUAGAGAUCGCUGACGAUAAGGCCAUGUACUCUUCGAUAACGAGAACGCUGUUCGUCGUCGGUAUUUUCGGUCUAUCCGCGGCUACCAAAUCCGCUUUCAAUAGCAGCGGGGACUCGAUAGUCGAAAAUUAUCUCACCGAGUUCAUGAACGAUCUGAACGAGUUCGCGUUCGACAAGAUCGAUCUGCGGUGCGCCGUUGUCAUCGGAAACAGGGGAAGCUACUUGCAGGUAACGAGAACAAUCUUCGAACACACACCUCAUCUCAUAGCCGACGAACCAUCCGGCAUACCGAAAUGGACGUGCUUCGGACCUAGCAGCGUCUCCUUCAUAUUCGUCGACGGUAUGACCUUCGCCGGUAUAGAAACUAUACUCGCCAAGUACCCCAAGUCAUUCGGUAGCUCCGUUCUCCUGCUGCUGUCCGCCGCUCCCCGAAUCACCGAUCUAUGGAUACUGAACUAUUUGCAGAACCUGGACAGACAGGGAUUCAAGAAUGUCGCGAUCGGGCAGCUCGACGGAAAAGCGAUGAAAUUCUACAGACUCGAGCUUGGCAAGAAGUGCCGCAGAGAAGUGAUAUUGAAAAACAGGUGGACGUCGGGCAGAGGGUUCUCCUCGAGCAAGCCCAUUAUCGGGCGAAACAAGGGGAAAUUGAACGAAAUGGGGUGUCCGCUAGUCGUCAGUACUAUGCAUUUGCCACCUUCGAUGAGGUUGUCGCGCGAUCCGAGUACGGGGAGGCACAGUAUAAGCGGGGGCAGCGAAGGCAACCUGAUCCUAACCCUCGCCGAUUAUUUCAAUUUCGUACCGGUCGUCAGGGUUCCGUCUGUACGCUCGAAGUGGUCGUUGGGGCGGAACGGAACGGCCUUCGGUGUACUGGGAGCCGUUUCGAGGGAGGCGGCCAACAUCGGGAUCGGACAGAUACUGGAGACACCCGAAAGACGCGACAUCGUCGACUUCACCGCGUCCUAUCAGACCGAAUGCAUGGUAUGGACCGUACCGCUGAAAUUUCGGCUUCCCGACUUUUCCACGAUGAUCGACGAAUUCCAACUGGAGACCUGGUUCAUACUGUUUCUCAUAUUCUUAGUGUGCUCCGCUCUGGUGCACCUCACCGCACGGCUGAACGUGGACGGGGACCGGCGCUCGCUGACGUCGAACGUAUUCGACGUGAUAGCGAUGACGAUGAGUCUGCCGAUAUCUCGCCACCAAUCGGGCCUGACCGGAAGGUUGCUUUUCAUCUGCUAUCUCCAAUACGUUCGGGUGAUCUCGACGGCGUAUUCGAGUUCCCUCGCUUCGAUAUUGACGACGAUGAACCCCCAGCCCGAGAUACUCACCGAGGAGGACAUAGUCGCCGCUGGACUCGUCACCGGGGGGACCGAGAACAGCCGUCAACUUCUCGUCGACCAGAUCGACCCGAAUUCUUGGAGGGCCUAUUUGCUCAACGAGUAUCGUCAGCUGAACUCUACGAAGGAAGCUCUGGCGAGGAUCACCGACAAGCAGGACUUAGCGUACCUGAGGCAUAAGUCGGCCAUAGAUUAUUACGCGACCAAGCUCAUUCUGCAGGGAAAGAAACCCGAGUUUUAUACGUUGAACGAAUGCGUGGUGGAGUUCGGGUCGACGAUCGUGGCCCAUAAAGGUUCGCCUUACAUCAAGCCGUUCAAUUACGUCAUAACGCAGCUCCACGAGUCCGGCAUAUACGAGCACUGGAAGUACCCGUACGCCCCGCGAAAAUUGUUCUCGCGUCAACCGGCGCUCGAUCACGAUUGGGGGUGGGAACGAUUGAGCGUCGUGUUUCAUUUUUAUCUGACUUGCCUGGUUCCCGCUGUGUUGUCGUUCUUUGUCGAGCAGGGCGCCUCCAAGAUUCGAAAAAAUCGACAAUCGGUUGGAUAACUCUACCGAUAUCCUACGCGUUUCUCUCUGUCCACCCGCGUGUCUGACCCUAACUCGUAGAUACAAUGACCGUUAAGCCGAAGAUCGAUUGGAUUGGUCGUUGAGAAAUGGACUGAAAUUACUCAACGCCACCGCGUAAUUGGCAUUAAAAAGUCGACCGGCGUGCCGACGCGUAGAUAUUUCGCUGAAAGUUUCGAUAAACGGGUAAUCGGUCGAGCCUAACAGUUGCACGUUUUGCACUGUAGUUGGUGGUAUUUUGUUUGUCUUCCGUUUUUUUUGUUUUUUUUUUUUGUUUUUUUAUUCAUUUUUCAAUCCUUAAAUAACAAUCGCUCUCUUGCGACAUUAUAGUUUUGGGUACACCUUUGAAACGGAUGAUGACUAAUUACGAUUAUAUCCGCACUACGAUUCGUGAGUUGGGAUAAUAAAUAAAACACAAAUGUAUAACAUCGAUAUACGGCACUCAUGCAAAUAAUAAAUAACACGAUUGUUACUGUAA